This is a messenger RNA of Sphenostylis stenocarpa, 765 nucleotides long. Lineage: Eukaryota; Viridiplantae; Streptophyta; Magnoliopsida; Fabales; Fabaceae. The record is from the annotation of a GenBank genome assembly.
AUGGACAAUUCUACUCCACCUGCUCAGAACAUUCCGAAUAAGUAUCGUGUUAACCACUGGAAGGAAGCUGAGGAUGAAAAGCUAAGCCAACUUGUUCAAGAACAUGGUCCCCAAGACUGGAAUUCAAUUGCUCAACAUAUAGAAGGACGAUCUGGAAAAAGUUGCAGAUUAAGGUGGCGGAAUCAUCUUGAUCCUGGAGUUAACAGAAGCCCUUUCACAAAAGAAGAAGAGGAGAGGUUAAUUGCAGCUCAUGAGGCUUAUGGGGCAAAAUGGGCAACCAUAGCCAAACUCUUCCAGGGGAGAACCGAUAAUGCCUUGAAAAAUCAUUGGCACGUUCUGAUCGCACGAAAGCGAAAGGAAGCCAACAAUAUUGAAACCUUGCAACACCUGAUUAACGCUUCAAACUCUUCUUCUACCACCACUGCUUCUCACUAUGGACCAUUCUUUGGUAUGAGGAACUUCAACGCUGCACAAAGGGCCCUUGCACCAGUCUGUCCCAAUGGUUCGUUCAACCCUAUGAACUUUGGACUGUUACCAUCCUUCUCAGACUCUUUUCCUGGGAAUGAAAGGAGUUAUCCUCUUGGGCUGUUCAAUAGUGCUGCUGGUGAUGCAAUGAUGAAAACCACCUUUUUUCAUAGCUCAUCAUCAGCAUUCACUAAGUUUAAGGGUUCUUCUUCCUCGAAUAAUAAAGAGGAAGCGCAUGAUGAUGGAUCCGAAGAUGUUCCCUUCUAUGAUUUUCUUGGUGUCGGUGAUGCCAAUGAGUGA